CGAGUCUUUGAAAGUCUCGACUUGAUUUCGGUGGAGAGAGACCAUGUCCGCCGUCAUAAGCAAACUGUACUUACCUCCACUCUCAUUGCCAAGUCAUUCUUCAUGAAAUAGCUGCAACGCGGGGCGUCAGGGAUGGCCAACUCGGGCGCUGUUCAGGUGAAACUAGAACUCGGCCAUCGUGCCCAAUUCCGAAAGAAACCCACGGUGGAAGGCUUCACCCACGACUGGAUGGUGUUUGUCCGCGGACCGGAGCACAGCAACAUUCAGCACUUUGUGGAGAAAGUUGUCUUUCACCUGCAUGAAAGUUUCCCAAAACCAAAAAGAGUUUGCAAGGAUCCACCAUACAAAGUAGAGGAGUCAGGAUAUGCCGGCUUCAUCUUGCCUAUUGAAGUUUACUUUAGGAAUAAGGAAGAACCAAAGAAAGUUCGCUUUGACUACGACCUCUUCCUCCACCUGGAGGGCCACCCGCCUGUCAAUCAUCUCCGCUGCGAGAAGCUGACGUUCAACAGCCCGGCUGAAGACUUCCGUCGCAAGCUACUGCGAGCUGGGGGGCAACGAGACCCGCACAAACGCACCUCAGAGGACUCAAAAGUGAUGGUCAUGCAGGAAGGCUCGACAUCCUUGUUUGGGCACCACAUGAAGCUCCCUAUGCUUCCCAAUACCUCCUUGAUGUCUCCUUUCCCCGAUUCCCGGAAGAGCAAAAGCUCGCUUGGGUCAAAGGACAUCUCAAAAGGAAGUGGCGGUACACUCUUGACCACAGCCACAACCACCACCAGCACCACCAACAGCAGCAGCAGCUUCUCCAAACUCCACAAGCCCUGCAAGGACCACAAAGACAAGCCUGCGAAAGACUUGAAAGAAACCAAAAGUGCCUUGAGAGACUCUUCCCUGGAGUCCAGCAAAGCCCCUAAAGAGCCUUCCAAAAAACCCAAAGAGAACCAGCCACUUAGAGAUAUCAAUCCUAAAAUGGGAUUUAAGGAGCCGAAGUCUAUGUCCAAUCACGGCUCAGGGCCCAACAAGCGUCUGUCUGCUUCUGAUGCGGACAAUCGCGUCACCAAAAAGAGCAAAAAAGGAUUUGCGGAUUCGUCUGUGAAGCAGACGGAUGCUCAACAUGCCGAUAAAAAACUGCUGAAGGAGCGUUCACAAAUGCGGAGUAGUAAAUUGCAUCCAGAGGGCGAGCAAGUGGACCACAGGAAACUGUCAACACUUCCCCCCUUCCACGAAGUGGUGGACCACAAUGACUCUGACAUGGAGUCCGCCAAGUCAGAUUCCGAACAGCCCAGUCCAGUCAGCUCCAGUUCCAGUUCAGGCUUUGGUCCCACACACCACAGACGCCAAGUGCUGGGUCCACUGCAGUCGGUGAUGCAGGAUCUGCACUCGGACGACGACGACAACGAUUCUGAGGACGACGACGACCUCGACUUGGAUUCAGACGCAGAGCGGCCAGCGCACACCCACCUCACACACCACCAACGCAGGGUCAGUUUGAGCGACGGCAGCGAGAGUGACAGCUCCGCCCCCUCACCGCCUUCACGUAAUGACGUCCCGGGCUUACUUAAGACUACUAAUAACCAGAUACUGGAGGUGAAGAGUCCCAAAAGGCACAGCAAGCAGGACAAAAGCAAAAACGUAGAUUGUGACAAGGCGUACCUUGAUGAGUUGGUGGAACUGCACAAAAGGCUGAUGACCCUAAGAGAAGGCCACAUCCUGCAACAGAUCGUCAACCUCAUCGAAGAGACCGGCCACUUCCACAUCACAAACACGACUUUUGACUUUGACCUGUGCUCAUUGGACAGAAGCACAGUAAGGAAACUCCAGAGUUACCUGGAAACUUCCGGACUGUCCUGAAGCCCUUUUUCGUAUGGCGGCAGCUUGAACGUGUGAUUUUUUUGUUCUGGUUUUUCUUUCGGAGAAUAACUUAACAUUGGAUGAUAUGCAAAGAGCCUCGCCGUGGUUGGUGGGCUGGAUCCAGUUGAGUUAUGGGAUGAGCCCCGGCGCCGAUCAGAUCACCUGCAAAGCCUUGAAACCUUCUAAAACACAUGGGGGACCUUUUUGCUCUUAAUGAAUGUGCAGAUGGUUGCCAUGUAUGCGUCUUCAGUUGUUGUCCAGUUUGACACGUGCAUGGUCAACAUUGCCUUACAACGUUGUACUAUAAUGUUUUAUUUAUUGAAUUUGUGUGCGUGCGUGCGUGCGUGCGUGCGUGUGUGUGUGUGUGUGUGUGUGUGUGUGUGUGUGUGCGUGUGUGUUACAAGUAGCCAAAAAAACGACUUUGUUGAAGCACUUCACAGCAGGCACGGUGAUGUUUGCGUGACGGUUACUUUGACCCUCAGUCGGUCACUGACUUGAAAUCAUGACGAUGGGAUCUCGUACGAAUCCUGUGCACAUGUUUACAACAAUCAAAAGCUACUUGUAAAUAUGUGACUUAAGUAGUAUACAUAUUAUAUAUGCAAAGCAGCUGUCCCCUGCCGACAUCCUGUGAGGCCCAGCUGAGUGGUUCGGUGACUGAAGUGAAAGUGAAACAGAAGCACAUUUUUUGGGACCAAAUCCUGGAAGGAUGUGCUGCCCAGUGGCGUCAAAGUUUUUGUCGCAUAGUCUUUUUUUUUGGUCUUCGCCAAUAGAACAUGCCAAACGUACGAGUGUUUAAUGCACAAAAAACUGCUGCAAAAAUUUCUGCAAGUUUGGAGGAAAACAAGCAGUCAGUGAACGUCGGCUGAAGACUAACUGUUACGGGUGUGCGAAUAAAAUGUUAUUUAUUUUGUGUCAACAUUUCCAAGGACAAUUACAUUUUUGUUUUUAACGUGUGAUUUGUAAUGUCUGAGAUGUUCAGGAUGACUAAUGGGCCUUUCCAAAAAAAAACUAAAAGGGUUUACGUACGUCCUUGUCUUAUGGUAUCUUAUGUAUUUUGAGCACAUACAAUAAACUCUGUAUGAUGUACA
Messenger RNA from Nerophis lumbriciformis (worm pipefish), 2936 nucleotides. The record is from RefSeq and is a predicted model, not a curated record. NCBI's taxonomy places the organism in Eukaryota, Metazoa, Chordata, Actinopteri, Syngnathiformes, Syngnathidae.